Verticillium nonalfalfae is the source of this 1572-nucleotide messenger RNA. RefSeq lists its product as uncharacterized. The transcript has a single exon. Lineage: Eukaryota; Fungi; Ascomycota; Sordariomycetes; Glomerellales; Plectosphaerellaceae. The record is from RefSeq and is a predicted model, not a curated record. Bases 1 to 1572 code for a protein of 523 amino acids.
AUGGUCUCGCAGCCCGACACGUCCAAUUCGCUCACUAUUCGAGGCUCGUCCUCGGUCGUCUCCCGCCCGUCAUCGUCAUCCCGCACGAAGCGAUACAACCGUUCCCACGUCGGCGGCACUUCAUUCAUACCUCAAAACGAGUUCCCUGUGUUCACGCAAAGCGGCGACGUUGAGAUACUAGUUCGAGUCGCCGACCAUCAGAACCGCUACCUCCUGCAUCGCCACACUCUGACCCGUUGCUCUGGCUUCUUCGAGGCCAGCACAAGCCAAGAGUGGUCCCGCGCCCAGUCCUUGCCGGAACCCUCUUCGUCUUCGUCGUCCUCUACUACACGGCCCGGUCGCGGUCGCGAUGAUCAACUGACGGCAACACGAGCGCCCAGCUCGCCUGCACGCAAGAGAUGGUGUUAUGAGCUCGACCCCGGAGUUGGGGAUGGUGACAUUCCAAUGCUUGUCCAGAAACAUGAUGUCGCCGCCUCUACUCCCUCUCUCUUUGGCUCCGUCGGCUCCGAGCUGCCUGUUUCCUCUGGUCGCAACAGCGGCAGCAAGCCAUCCCGCCACGCGCACUCCUCGUCUGUGCAUUCCAGCCAUAGCUUCUUCCGCUCCGUCGCCAACCUCAGCCUUGUGCCCGCGCCCCCGGCUGGCCCCCCACUCUCGCAAGCCGACAUUGAUCUGCUUCGCGACUACGACAAUCUUUUCCGCAUAUUCUACAACUACCAUCCGCAGCUCGACGGCGUCAACAUUGCCGAUGCCUACGUGCAGUGUAAGUCCCUACUCAGUCUCGCCGACCAAUACGACGCGCUGGCUGUUGUCGGGCCCAGAGUCGACCAUCACCUACUCCAGUUUCAGUCAAGACUCUGGAAACAGAUAGCCAAAUAUCCCAUUUCCUACCUGAGGCUUGGCUAUCUUGCUCGCAGCAGGGUCAUUUUUCAGGAAGCUCUGAUACAUGUUGUUGGCCAGUGGCCUGCCGGUGAAAGGAGUCUGCGUGCCGCGCUUCCAGAUGGCGUCCUCGACAUCAUCGAAGACAAGGUCGACGAGCUUGAGGAGAUGGUCACCCGUGUUGAGAGCCGCCUUUUCCGCCUGAGCUUGUUCACGGCGCGGGGUGACCGGGUAACACCCAGCACGGCCUACCUCGACUGGCUGGCUCUCAGUCUCUUCCGACAAUGGCUCGCGGAGAACACUGGCUCCUCAGCACCCGACCACUACACUUCGUCAUCGCGAACCGGCCGUCAAAACGAGCUUCAAGUAGGCCCACUUCACCCCCAGGCGCCACCUAUGGCCGCAGCAGGAAGGGCUUUCCGCAUGUUGGGGUCACCCGCCGCUUCACUUUAUUUAAGUCAUGACGAUUGCAAGCGAUUCUUGAAGCUCACACCCGAGUUGUAUAGUCGGGAUAAUCUGCGACGUUUCGAGAAACGAAUUGACGAGGUCAAGUCCAUGGCGCGUGAGAUUGUGCGCCCCUUGAUGAGUAGCCGCCUGGAGCUGGAACUCGGCGGCGGAAGGUCGACAGAUGCCAUCACUUACCUGACAUGUGUCACGGUUAGUGACCGGGACCUUCCGUGGCGAUACGAGUCAUGA